CGGCGAACGGUAUCCGGGUCACGGUUACAGCCGCGUAAUUCGCGUGUGGAGUGGAAGAACGAGAUCGCCGGAUACGGGACAAAAGCGUGGAGAGUAGUGAGAAAACAUUAAAAAAGUUCCAAGCUAGUAGUAGAGACGCGUCGUACAAAUUGCCUCUGGUUGAAUUCCCUUUUCUUUCCUUUCUUCCCUCCCCCAUCCUCCUUCUGACGAACUCUCAGUCAACUCGUUUCCUUGAGAAAGCAAAACUGGGAUACCCGGUUGUGAGCUUUCUGCAAGCUUGACGCUCUCUCGAGUCACAAUCCUUGGGAUUGGUCGAGGGAGGGAUUUGCUUUAGCCGACAUCGGUGCAAAGUAUAGGGAGACGAUCGAGUAUCGGCAAAUAUUUGACGCCAUCAGGAAAUCGUGUGUGUUUGUGUUUGUAGAAGAAAGAGAGAACUUUUCUUUUCUCUCUCUGCUCUCGCGUUUGAUUUUUCGGUCACGUUCACACGCGUGUAAAUCGUGUAAUUCUUGUACCAACGAAAUUCGGAAUAGUUAUAAGCUCGGCUUCGAAUCGAACGAGAUUCCAAAAGAUUUAUUUUCGCGCCUCGAAAAAACGAGUCCAAAUUCUCGAGAGUUUAGAGUUUUAGAUCGGUUUUACCGAGUGUUUUAAUUCCGUAAUAAAGCGUAAUAAAGCAUCCGAACCGGAAUAUCCGAUCAAUGCCAAGAAUCUUGUAACGCGAGGAGCGAGAGAUUCGUUUCGCGGCGAGAGCCAAUUUCCAGCAUUAAUUACACGGAAAUGCGAUUUCAUCGACGAUUCUCGUGCGGAGAGCUCUCUCUCUCUCUCUCUCUCUCUUCAGUCCGGAAUAAUUACGCGCUAUUACGCCAGUUCGAUUUUGCAUCGUCCACCAUGAACGUUAUUACCGUUUAACAAGUAUGAACAUCGAUUAAUAUAGCACGAGGAAAGUUGUGCUCGAACAGUUUCACCGUGUGUGCCAUAGAAGGGGUCCCGAAGGGAUAAUGACAGAGCCACCGCAAAGUAAUUUCACGGUGGAAAGAUUUAGAGGCAUUAGCCGCCGAGAGCCUAUCGCGACGACGACGAUACACGGAAAAUAAGACAACAACGCGAUCUUCGAUGAACCGACGAACGCCUCUCGGUUCCCUGUCUACUCUUUGUUCCCUUCCUACGGAAGAAACAGUCUGGACAGGUUUUACGGCGGCUUAAACGUUCAACUUCGAAAUCGAACCGCGCCCCUUUACCUUCUUUAUCGAAACUUCUCCUGGAUACGUCUCGCUUAUUCCCAUCUUAUCGUUUCCACCGUCUUGAACGGUUUCUGAGGUGACGUCGAAACACAGUCUGGGAACGUGAACACCUGUUUUCCCUUUUGCCAUUCUUCUCUUUCCUUUGCAACAACGCUUAAUCCGACGGAAUCCCUAUGGAAAUUUCUAGAUGGAAAUUAAUAGGUGUGGAUUUGGUGGACGAAAAUUGAGAAUUCUGAAAUCUGUUUCUGCCUCCUCGAAAGAGCCCCAUCGAGACGAUUCUUAAUAUUCGAGUGUCGAGGAGGAUUUGUUGAAAGGAGAAAAAGGGACCGCCUAUUAAUAUUGAUGAGAUUUGGUUUUUGUUAAAACGGCCAAUUAUUCAUUCGGAAUGGUAAAAUCGUUAAUCGAUGUGGCCGAAAAUGUGAAAGCAAUCGAUAAGCAAAGAUUCCAAGCUAGAUUCUCUCGAUCAAAGGAAUCCUCUCUCCUUUUGAUUAUGCAUGAGGUAUUUUUAAAUUUAUUUUGCGCAAUUUAUGAUAUAUUUGGCAAGUGUCGUCGGGUAUUUUAAUCCGAGGAUUAAAGACCUACGGAAGAAUGAUCGAAGAUUCGAGUAGAAAUUUCAAUAAACGAAAACUCGACGUACACAGACAUUCCACAAGAGUUUGAUAUUUCUACGAAUCUUUUCGAGGGGGGGAAAAAAAAGUUUAUCAACAUCACUUUUCGUUUGUAAGAACAACAUUGAAAAAUAAGUUUCGAUAAACGUCCGACUUCUCUGAAUUUUCCAAACUACUACGACGAAAUAAUCAUUGGGAAAGAAGGAAACAAAAUUAUGAUCUUAUCGAGAUAUCGAUACAUCCCGUCUUAAUUAUAAUCUAUCAUAAUUACGCGAGACGACACGAGAUCGAAAAGCGAUCUCAUUUAUUACUUGAAUAUCGACGAAAGGAAUCCUCGACUUAUGACAGAUUAACUUACGUUUCAACGACGAUAAGAAAACGAGCGUGUCGGAACACGGAUCGCAAUUAGUCAGUGGACGAUCGUUUAAAAGAAAAAUGUCGCACAACUACGCAAAAAACGUAGACUUAUUCGCCGUAUCUCGAGCAUGUAAUUUCAGGUUAAUGAAUUUAAUUGGCUUGGACCGGAUCAAAACUGGAAACCGGCUAAAUAUUAUGAUUGACCGUGCAACCUGUUAUUAUACGAAUUUUUCUUAUAUAUUUUUUUUCCUCCGAUUUGUGAAAACUCGUGUUGCGUGCUCGUUCGAAACUCCCUCCCACUUAAAUCAUUUAAAAUCAUUACUCGGAAAUGUCGGAAAUGUUUGUUGCCGCUUAUCAAUCCCCCGGAUUUAGAUAUGAAUUAUUUAAUACCGGAUACUCGAGCGAUGGCGACAACUUGCCGAUUCAUGAAAGGUAAUUUACGCGUGGAGAUAUCCAAACGCCGAGAAUUCGCCAAUCAUUCGCCAGAGGAAUUUCCAAGUGUCUCAAUUUCCUUUAAUAAUUACCGAUAUCAUAACGUCGAUUUUCUGGAAGAAAAAAAAAAAAAAAAGAAAAACAAAAAUCGACCGAUCUUGGAAAUAUUUCUUUACUCGAAGUCGAAUCGAGACUAUUAUAUUCGCCUAUUUCUCUCUCGUAUCACGAAAACGUUAAACGUUUCUCUUGGGAAUCCCAUAUUCCCUGUUUUAUGCGUCCCCGUGGCGUGAGAGAUUGCGACCGCAGACCACUGCAUUAACUAAAGUGCACCUUCCAAAAUGAAGACCAUGACUGAGGAAAUAUCGAUGCAUCGAAUUAACCCGAGAUAAGUCGCAUUUUCCUUAUCCAUAUCUCUUUUUUUUUAACCCUUUUCGUUCGAUGCCAACAGCCUGACACGAUCUCGAGAAAGAAUCGAGCUAUUAAUCCACCUUGCGGCUCGGUUCAAGGAUGAGACGGUUGCAACAGGGAGCAGAGCAGGGCAGGGCCGGUGCCGAUUGUGCAACCUCUCCGAUUGCAUCCGUUGGUGCGGUCGAGCUUUUUUCUUUUCGGCACGAGUUGAAGAGAAACGACGGGUUGCGUAAGUUGUAAACGCGUUUGGCAGCGCGUUUGCUCGUUCGAGGAGAGAAACGGGACACAAGCGACGAAAAUAAAAUAACUACCUCGCCACGGAUGAGGUUCUAAGCAACAGACCGCCAUGAUAUGACACUGGAUUGAGAGGAAGAGCGUGCAACCGACGACCAACCACCAUGAGGAAGUUACUGCAGUUUUUGGCGGUGAUAUUGUUGGGUGUCAAUGCCAGGCGGACGGACGCCGACGCCCCUGUCGACGACGUUUACGGUGGUCAGCGUCGUGGCUCCCUUCACAAGUCUAAUUACAACAACAACAAUGGGAACAACAAUUACAAUUCUCAGUUGAACUCACCCUAUCUCCCGUACCAGCAACCCAGGGAAAGAAAGCCGAAUAUAGUGCUGAUCCUGACGGACGAUCAGGACGUCGAACUCGGUUCGCUGAACUUCAUGCCACGGACCCUAAGGCGAAUAAGGGACGAGGGGGCCGAGCUAAGACACGCAUACGUGACCACUCCUAUGUGUUGUCCAAGCAGGAGCUCGUUGCUGACCGGCCGUUACGUUCACAAUCACGAGGUCUUUACGAACAACGACAACUGCAGCAGCCCCCAGUGGCAACGAGAUCACGAGCCGCACUCGUUCGCCGCUUACCUGAGCAACGCUGGAUAUCGUACCGGUUACUUCGGCAAGUAUCUGAACAAGUACAACGGAUCGUACAUACCGCCCGGAUGGCGGGAAUGGGGAGGUCUCAUAAUGAAUUCACGGUACUACAACUACAGCGUGAACAUGAACGGGAAGAAGAUAAAGCACGGGUUCGAGUACAGCAAGGACUAUUACCCGGACCUGAUAGCGAACGACAGCGUGACUUUUCUACGCCAAAGUAAACACAAUUUCGCACGGAAGCCGGUGAUGCUGGUCGCGAGCUUCCCGGCGCCCCACGGCCCGGAGGAUUCGGCACCCCAAUUCUCACACCUCUUCUUCAACGUCACCACACACCACACCCCGGCCUACGACUACGCGCCGAAUCCCGACAAGCAAUGGAUACUGCAGGUCACGCAGAAAAUGCAACCCAUACACAAACAGUUCACGGAUCUCCUGAUGACCAAGAGGCUUCAGACGUUGCAGAGCGUGGACGAUGCCGUGGACAGGAUUUACCAAGAGUUGAAAGAUCUGGGCGAGUUGGACAACACGUACAUCAUCUACACGUCCGACCACGGCUACCAUCUCGGCCAGUUUGGCCUGAUCAAAGGGAAGAGUUUCCCUUUCGAGUUCGACGUGAGAGUGCCGUUCUUGAUAAGGGGGCCUGGCAUCGAACCCGGCACCAUAGUAGACGACAUAGUUUUGAACAUCGACUUGGCGCCGACGUUUCUGGACAUAGCCGGCGUCGAGACGCCCCCGCAGAUGGACGGUCGUUCCUUUAAGAAACUUUUUCAGAACAAACACGGGAGAAGAUCCAAGUUCAAGUGGCCGGAUACGUUCCUGAUCGAAUCUUCCGGGCGUCGAGAAACGCCGGAAUCGAUCGCCGAAUCGAAAGCGAGGGAAGCGAGGAAACAGAAUCAAACGGCGUUGGUUAAACAGCAUUCGAACGCGACACCGGAAGAGGAGGAGGACAACACGGCCGAUCCGGAUACGGAGCACGAGUCGGAGCAUCGAUUCUUCGAGAACGAUACGGGAAGCGAUCAAGACAUAUCGGAGGACGAGGAUUUCGAAGACUCGAUCAUCGAUGAAUCGAACUCCGAUCCGCAUCUGGACAACAGGGUCCAUCCCGUUCACUCGACCUUCUCCACCAAGCACGAACGAUUGGCCAUCGAGUGUUCGAGGCCGGAAGUCCAGACGAAUUGUAUCCCGGGACAGAAAUGGCGUUGCGAGAGGGAUGGGCACAGGUGGAGAAGGCACAAGUGCAAAUACGCGGCACCCCCGCCGAGGAUGUCGAAGAAAUGCGCCUGCUUCACGCCGAACGGUGUCGUUUAUACAAGAUUGGAGUCGAACGAUUACGAUUACGUGCAUCGAUACCCCGGUUUUGGCAGGGAUAGAAGACCGACCGAUGUGUACGCGGAUGUAGCCAGAUACUUUGCUAGACGAGGCAAACGAGACGUGUCGGGAGCAGGGAGCGAAGAUUCCGGCCAAGAUACAGACGAGAACGAUGAUGAAUAUAAUGACGGUGAGCGGGAUCGGCGAGCCAUCGACGAGGAGGACGACGAGGAUUUCUUCCAGGAAUUGGACAGUCUUGCGGACGAUGUGAGAAAGGAAUACGUAAACUUGAUCUUUAGGGAUAGAUUCGAUAACCAGACGUCGGAGGAUGAGAAACUCGAGUUCGAUAAUUUGAACGAAUCGGAAUACUCGAUCGACGACUUCGAUCCUAGCUUGGAUAAAGUGGUGAAAGGUCGGUUGAACGUCGAAGACGUGGUGAGAAGACACAGGAGGAUACGAAGGAGCGUCACGAAGAAGGACACCGUUGAACACGUGACCAAGAUAAUGGAGAGCAUCGAAGAGGAAUUGGACGAUUUAAAGGCGACCCAAGAACGCCAGUCGGAACCAAGAAGAGCCUUUCCGCCGAAAUGUUCUGUCCUUCCGCAAGGAGGGGUGAAUUGUUCUGAAACCGUGUACCAGGAUCCGAACGAAUGGAGGAACUCGAGGCGAGAGAUCGAACAGCAAAUCAGAGAAAUGAGGAUGCAGUUGGAGACGUUAAAAGAUAUUCGUCGUCACUUGAUGACCAAGCGACCUCACGUUAUGAAAGAUCCGGAGGACGGAUUCAAAAGCACGGAAGAGGCACAUAAACCGCAUCAUCAUCCUUCCAAAAACCACGUGAAUCGGCAUCACAAGAAACACGAGCACGCCAAUACGAUUAAUCCUGCGGCAACGACCGUUCGUUCAACGACAGUGAAACGCGUUGAUCAAGCGACGGAAGGAAGGUCCGUUGCGUCCACGGACACCACGGAGAAUAAAUCUAGAUUUAACGUUACAGCCACGGAAAGUAGCGAUACCGAUACGAUCACCACUUCGAGCGAAUCAACUUCCACCGUUUCGUUAUCGUCGACUUUUAAGCCAAAGAAAGCGUCUCGUCGUCAAAAGACAAAAGAGCCUGUAGUUGGUAAUAGGACGGAAGCGGAGGACGACAAGGUGCAGAGACGAAGGAAGAUCCACCAUCAUCGAAGGAACAAUACUCUUUUCACGAAUAGCGUGCACGACGAGGUGCCGAUUGUAAAUGUGAGCGAGACAAUCGAGACGACUGUGACCGCGCAAAGCACUACGUCUAGGUCUCAGUAUCAUCAUCAAACAACAAGGUACACGACAAUUCCUACGACGACAAUGAAGGAAACGACGAUUCACAGGGAGAAUACUGUCACCGGUAUAGGCGACGUCACGAAUGACUUUACCAAAGAAAAUACGGUGGGAACGAACCCGCAAACGAUAUUAUCCACAGGGUCAGAGACGAUCGACAGAGAAACGACAGAGUCGCAAACGGCGACGCCACCGUUCACCAGGACGACUGGUACCGAAGGACGUUCCAGAACUACGUUCCCAUCGACAGUCGUGACCACGACCACUACGUCUGUGACCAUACCGGUUACAAUUUCUUCGAACAAGAGAUUUCCAAAGGUUCAGAAGAACAGGACCAACAAUCUUGGACCAUCCAGAAUCGACGUUACCAUUUUGGAAUCCCCGGAUAGGAGGAGCAGACAAGAAAUAAUAGAUAUAGCGAAUAAUAAUCGCCGGUUACCACCAAUGCUGAACAGUCCUUUGGAAGCACGUCACAAGUGUUACUGUGAGCCGGAUUCUUACUCGAAAAAGGACGAGAAAGAGAUCGCUCGGGAGGAAAGGAGAAGAUUGAAGGAGGAACGUUUGAAGAAAAAGGAGAGGAAGCUGAGGAAGAAAGCCAAACUGGAGAAGGAGUGUUUAACCGAAAAGAUGAACUGUUUCGAGCACGAUAACGAUCAUUGGCGCACAGCACCGUUGUGGAGUGCGGGCCCAUUCUGUUUUUGCAUGAAUGCCAACAAUAAUACGUACUCGUGCAUCCGCACCAUUAACGCGACACACAAUUUCCUUUACUGCGAGUUCACUACCGGUUUGGUCACUUAUUAUAACCUGAGGAUCGAUCCGUUCGAACAAUGGAACAGGGUUUCGUCUUUAACGUCUUUGGAACGUUCCUAUCUUCACGAUCAAUUGGAACAUUUAAAGGGGUGCAAAGGGACGAGGGAUUGCACGGUUGGAAACGCGAAGGAAGCAUUGCCGCAGCAACAGCAUCAGAGAUUCAUCGCGAAAAGAAAAUUCGCCAAUACGUUCGAGGAUAUGUUCGUACCAUCGACGUUACAAAUUAUUCGUGAGAGCGAGCUUAGCAGUCCGCCGAAUAAGAGACGGAAAAAGUUGCAGAACGUUUGGAACAGACGAAGCAGAAGCUGGCAAACUAAUUUUAGGCAUCAUCAAGACACGAUGAAUUAUCGUCGGCACAGACAUCAGUACUGAUUAUCAUUGAUUCGUUUGUUUCUUUUUGAACAAAUUGUCGAAGGAUGCGUGAAAGCAUUGCCUUAGAUGUAUAUUAAUUUCGCGAUGCAUUUAAUAAUGUAAUUUAUUUAGUGAUAUUUAAUCGAGGAAGGAUACGUGAUAUUUAAUUGAAAAUGUUCGGAUUCCAUUAAAAUUAGAAUCGCGCUUUUAAAACGAUUGUAUUUCGCGUUGCAGAAAGAAAGAAAGAAUCGUCUAAAAAUGAAUGGGAUCGCAAAAACAUGUCGACUAUCUAAACGAAUGAUCUAAAUAGAUAGAUUGACUUAUACCGUCUCGAAAAACUUUGUUCUGCAAUGUUGGUACAUUAUGUAUAUUUCUAAUGCUAUAUUUUUCACAAAAUUAAAUUGCGACUGAUCGGACGUGUUUCGCUUAUAUUAAAUGACGUACACGUGUGAUUAACAAUCGGAAACGAUCUAAACGAUCUUUUUUUUUUUACUUAAUAGCCGAUAUUUUUUAUAAUAAUUUAUUUACCAUUACUACUAUUACUACUACUACUCGUCUCUUUAGGUCUUUUUGUAUACAAGAAAGCGAAUAACUCGAAUGAAACGAUACUUGCCUAACGAGAUUUAGAGUAAUUUUAAAAUCUUCGAUUGUUCGGAAUUAGCGACACGAUACUUCUUUGAGAAGUGAAUAAUCGAUAUCAAGUAGGUUUAUAAAGAAGAAAGAAUUGUCUAAGGGGAGAGAGGGAUCUGAGGGUUCGUCUAUCGCGUCACAACGAGAAAAAUUAAAUUCGAGUUUGUGAGGAUACGAACUGAAACGCACAACGAAAGAACGGAACACAAUAGGAAAAUCGUCCUGCCAAAAAUUUGUUGUCUUUCUCUUGUGAAAUUUUCUAUAUACCGAUAUACGUUUAUAAAACGUUUGUUCUAUCGAAGCUGCCAUUCGUUUUAUUUUUUUCCUAUUGCCUUCAUGCAAUAACAUUGCAAAAUAUGAAUUGCGACUGCCACAAAGUAUCUUACUAAUCAUUCUAGCCACAUCAUUACUAGGAUGUUUGAAUGGAGACAGGAAAAAAAAAAAAAGAAACAAAAAUAAUAAUUCAAAAUGUAAUCAAAAAGUACACAAUGUUAAGACUGUAUGAGUUAUAAUUAAAAAAAAAAAAUACUUUUAGCAUUGUUUAUUUUGUGCAAUUUCCUGUCUUAUUAGAAACAAUAUGAAAACUUUUGUGAUUGCUACACCUAACAACAGUCUCUGUUAUAAUGAAAAAAAAAUUGAAUGCUGAUGGAUGUAUAUGUUACUAUAAAUAUAUACAAAAAAAAAAAAAAAAAUGAAAUUCAUUAUUUCAUAUAUUUGCUUCAAUAAAGUUAGAAGUUUUUGACUAUAUUUGUUAUUUUUUAAUGAAAACUAAUUAUAAUUAUCAUUGUAUAGUAUGAUUAGAUUUUCUCCAUUAGCAUUUUAUUUUUUUUUAUACAAGUAUAUGUCUGUGUUAUGUACUAGAUUCUCAGUUAGUGUCCUGAGAAUAUCUUCAAGAUUUUGAAGUUAAAGCAAUGUAUUUAAAUCAUGUGAAAUAAAUAAAUAAAAAAAUACUGUCCAAAUUC
Apis laboriosa (Himalayan honeybee) is the source of this 9296-nucleotide messenger RNA. RefSeq names its product extracellular sulfatase SULF-1 homolog (gene Sulf1). NCBI's taxonomy places the organism in Eukaryota, Metazoa, Arthropoda, Insecta, Hymenoptera, Apidae. Gene Ontology annotation, molecular function: glycosaminoglycan binding; N-acetylglucosamine-6-sulfatase activity. The record is from RefSeq and is a predicted model, not a curated record. The transcript has 17 exons. Bases 3442 to 7725 code for a protein of 1427 amino acids.